Messenger RNA from Monodelphis domestica (gray short-tailed opossum), 7187 nucleotides. It is a transcript of the gene GPR156, whose product is annotated as G protein-coupled receptor 156. Gene Ontology annotation, molecular function: G protein-coupled GABA receptor activity. Gene Ontology annotation, biological process: gamma-aminobutyric acid signaling pathway; G protein-coupled receptor signaling pathway. The record is from RefSeq and is a predicted model, not a curated record. Gene Ontology annotation, cellular component: membrane; G protein-coupled receptor heterodimeric complex. Lineage: Eukaryota; Metazoa; Chordata; Mammalia; Didelphimorphia; Didelphidae.
UAGUACCUCAUCAUGGAACGGAGGUGCCCUUAGGUUCUAAGGCUAUGAGAAUAGAGGCAAAACACCAGCACAUCCCAUCAAGAUGGAAAGUCUUAGAAUAAAGGUACUAUGUGACUAUCCUUCAUCCAGAGGUAGGUUUUCUGUAGAUGGACACAUCAUCAGAUGUUUGAUCACUGAUUGGUUUUAUUUAUUUAUUUUUGAAGCCUAGCUGUACAUGAAGUGCAGGAUCACACUGCUGGGAAGUAUUUCAGCUGGAAUUUGAACCUUGGCUUCCUAGUCCAGUGUUCUAUCUACUCUGCCACGUUACCUUUUAACUAGCUGAAAGUGGACUGGUGUGCUUCCAGAGUUGGUGGGCUCCCCUGACGAUCAGCAAUAUUCAAGCAGGGGCAGUUUGACCACUUGUCAGGUUUCAUGAUAGCCUUUCCCUUGCCAGCGGGGCAGUCCUGGGGUGGUUGUGGCAGUGCCUGCCAUCUACUGGUGAAAGAGAAUCAUCAUCGUAUUGACCAGUCUGCAUGAUCCUAAUGGUCAGACAGAUGCUAUUCCCUUGUGACACUGCUUAGACAUCCAGGGACAGCCAAUUGGGGGCCACCAGAAUUAUGAUGGAGAAAAGAGGUGAAAUGGCACCCCAGUACCAAGAAAUGAGACCUUGGGGCUUUGACUCCAACACCACACUUCUGAUGAAGAGACCCGAGUUGCGCUUGCAUUUUGGCCAAGGAUUUGCCUCCCCGACAAAGAUGUGACUGGCUCCCAGCUCAGGAAGGGAUCUGAUGAUAUGGAGCCAGAAUUAAACUGCUCUGAUCUGUGUCACCGUAUUCCCAGCCAGGAAGUGAAUGACAGGCCACUUCAGGAUUUUUGUGGAAUAGCUAUAACCUCUUCUGACCUUGGCACUGAGCCCACCUCGUUGUCUUCUGCCCUCUUGGGCAUUGUGUGGACCUCCCUCAGUGGUGGACUUCUCCUGGUACUCUACUUUCUCAUCUUCACAGUCCGAUGUAGGAACAACAGGAUUGUGAAGAUGUCCAGUCCCAAUCUGAACAUUUUGACCUUGAUGGGCAGUGGUCUGACAUAUGCAAGCGCAUAUCUCUUUGGGGUUCCUGAUCAAGAUAUUUUUCUGGGACCCUCCAUGACAACACUCAUUCAGAUCAGACUGUCCCUACUAUGUGUUGGGAGUUCCCUAAUAUUUGGCCCCAUACUGGGGAAGAGCUGGAGACUAUACAAGGUUUUUACCCAGCGAGUUCCAGACAAGAGAGUGAUUAUUAAAGACCUACAGCUGCUUGGGCUGGUAGCAAUCCUGGUGAUGGUGGACGUUAUCCUGCUUAUGAUAUGGGUAUUGUCUGAUCCCAUUCAGUGCCUUCAGAUUCUCCGUUUUACAGUGAGGAUGACAGAGAGAGAUAUCACCUGUUCCAUGACCAAGACAUACUUCUGUGCCUCCCUUUACUCAGAUCUCUGGAUUACCCUCUUUUUGGGAUAUAAGGGUAUAGUGCUGCUCUAUGGUGCCUACCUGGCUGGGCGGACAGACCACGUCAGCUCUCCACCAGUGAAUCAGUCCCUGACCAUCAUGGUUGGAGCCAAUCUUGUUGUGCUGGCUGCUGGGCUCCUUUUCUUGGUCACCAGAUUCUUCCAUGACUGGCCCAAUCUCGUCUUUGGACUCACAGCUGGAGGCAUCUUUGUUUGCACCACAACGAUCAACUGCUUCAUCUUCAUUCCACAAUUGAAGCAGUGGAAGCCAUUUGAUGAAGAAAACCAAACAGUUGGCCAUAUGGCAAAAUACUUCAGCAGCCCCAGCAGAAGCUUCCAUGCCCCAUAUAGUGAGGAACAGAUCUACCAUCUAAUAGGGGAGAAGAACUCCAUGAAAAAACUCCUGACUGAGAAAAAUGCUGUGAUUGAAAGCCUACAGGAGCAAGUGAAUAAUGCAAAAGAGAAACUGAUGAAACUGAUGUCAGGCGAAUGCACCAAUGAUCAUCCUAGUGGAGGAGCCACUCCUGUCUUUGCUCAGGGCAAGGCUAGUCCCACAGAAGCUGAUCAAAAACAAGUCCACGGGGGUGUGGGUGCUGAAGGUCUCUUCAACAGUCUGUCGGAUUCUGGUGGGGAACCAUGCCCUGUUUUCCCAGAUACACAAUGUGGUCCAGCCCUCUUAACUAGUUUACAGAGUCUUAAGGAUCUCGUAGAGGAUCAAAACUCUUCCCCACAACACCAAGAGCAGAUUUCUAACUCAGAAGAUAUGCUUGAUCAUUUACACUUGGAAAACACCCAGAAGCAACAGGUUUCCCAGAGUGGUGGCCCGAAAGCAGGAGACCAGGGGCUGACAUCCCCAAGCCCGAAUCUUAUACAGGAUCCCAAAGCCAAUAUUUCUCAGAGACAGAAGCAGCUCAGAAAUUCGGAGACAUUCCAUGAGCAGCCAUCAAAGAUUAAUUAUGUGAGCAGUGAGAUGCUUCAAGAGGUCUUACAAGAACUAAGUCUAGGCAAAGUAACUAACCCUUCUUGUUCUCCCAGUGGCCCUCAGUGUCUCAGCCCCAGCAUGCACCAGGAGGAUAGUGCUGCCCACAGUCCCCAAAAGAGGUUUCCCUCUAAUGACAUGGGCAUUAGCCCGUACAUGGUGAGAAGGAGGCGGGCAGCUCAACGAGCCUCCAUGCGUUUCCUAGGGUCUGUGCCUUCACAAACAUGGUGCCUAAUGAACAAGACAGUUUCCAGGACACAGAGUGGACUGAAGGUUCAGAGUGAGAAUAGGUUCAACCAGGAGCUCCAGGCUGGGGACCCUGAGGGACAAAAGUUCAUUUCAUGGAAGCCUUCCCUACUCACUCCAGCCCGAGGUAGUCUGAGCCCUCCAGCUGAGAACAGGCAGAGCCAUUCUGAGGAUAAUAGGACCAGAGUAAGAGUAAGAGAUGGAGUCCCCAACCAGUCUUCCUGCUCUGGUCCCACAGAACAUCAAGUUGGCCCUCUCCUUUCCAGUAACCCACCGAGUCUCCUAGGGCUAGAGCGGCCACAGCUGAAUGCCCGGGGGCGUACGGGCUGGCCAGCUCUGCCUUCCUUAUGUGACUAUGGAGAUUCGGAGUCCAGUAGCUCCGAUGAGCCAUUCUGCCGCUGCCAUCGGCCUUACUGUGACAUCUGCUUCCAGAGUUCUAGUGACUCUGGUGACAGUAGCACCUCCGAGAAUGAUCCUGAACCACCACAGGGCAGAGCCCACUGGGCCAAAAUGUAUGCCAGGUCCCAGCCUAUUGUGAACUUCAGAGAGGACCUGAAACCCACAUUGGUAUAAAAAGGAGUAGAGCCAGUCUAUUUUAAAAGGGGACAAUGAUGCCCCCAGAGGUCUGCAGGAGAAGCUUUCGACUCCAAGGAAAUGAACCUAAGUUCAUCCUGCAAGAAUUUAAUGAGCAACUGCUCCGUUCAUGACCAACUCACUGUGUGACCCUGGUGAAGUCAUUUCUUCCCUUUAUUAUUCAGUCUUUCCAUUUAUAAACUAGAAUGCUGUUACCCGCCUUGUCACUACCUCACAGGGGAUCACUGGCAGUCCCUGAUGGGAUGUCCGCAAAAUCAUUAAGUUGUUGAGAGGAAAACUUCAGUUCAAUGAAAAGAAAAACUUCUUAACAACUAAAGUUAUUCCAGGGUAGAAUGUGAAGCCUGAGGAGGGGCGGGAUAGGGGGAUGAAUCCUUACCUGGUGGAGAUGCUGUAAAAAGUCUUCCUUCAAAGGGAGGAGGCAGCUGCAUGACUCAGUGGAUUGAAAGCCAGGUCUAAAGGCAGGAAGCAGAGGUCCUGGGUUCAGAUGUGGCCUCAGACAUUUCCUAGCUGUGUGACCCUGGGCAAGUCACUUAACCCCCAUUGCAAAACCCUUGCUGUUCUUCUGCCUUAGAAACAGCACACAGUAUUGAAUUUAAGAUGGAGGGUAAGGGUGGCUUCCUUCUGAGGCAUCAAGUUAGAUGAGAUGCCUUCCCACUCUGUAACUCUGUGGUUCUAUAAGGUGCUUUUGAGAUUCAUGGGUAAAAGGCAUGAUAUGUGAGUACAGAGUUUGUAUUGAAACUAUAAUGGUUGCACUGAAUUUGUUGGUGCCUGAUUAUUGAAUGAAUGGACAAAUGGAUGCCUGAAAUCUAUGGAGCCAGUUCAGAUACAUGAAGCUGAGACUGUGGGCAGAAUGGGAUCUAUUUUCGGAAUAAGUACACAAACUCAAGCAGUCUCCUCUUUCCCAAUCAUUCCCAUCUUUGAAAUGGGGCUUUUUUUUAGUGCAGGACUAAUAGAAGUUAUUUUGGUGCUACUGAAGACCAUACUGACUAUCACUCAUAUUUCUGCCUCUCUGCCUACAAUGGGUUUAGAGCAUAUCAUACUGUGGGAUUAUGGGAGGUGGGAUGCUGAUCAAGCUGCAGAAAUGAAGACAAAGAGAACUAUAAUCAUUGUCUUCAGGUGUCUGAAUGGCCAUCACCUGCAAAAGGGAUUAGACAUGCUCUAUUGGCCCCUGAGGGAAGACCAAGGGGCCAUAGGUGGAAGAUGAAGAGAGACAGAUUGAGAUGAGUCCAAGGAAAAACUUACUGUCAAUUAGAGCUGCCCCAAAGUGACCGAUCUCCCUUGGGAAAUGAUAGGUUUUUCCUCAUUCCUGAAAAUCUUUCAUUGGAGAAUAGUUUACUUGGGGGGGGGGGGUAUGGCAUAGAGGGCACUCCUGUUCAAGACUGUGUUCAGUUAGAUCACUUCUUUUUAUGACUUGGGAAUUAUGAAUAGCAAGAUUUGAAUUUGGGUUCUUUCUACCCCUUCAAGUCUUUCCCUCACUAGCAAUUCCAUAAUGUCUUCUGGUCUUCCCAGCCCUCCAAUGAAAUAUAUCCUAAAUAAACUUAGACAAUAUCCUUUUGAUUCUAUCCAUCCCUACCCUGGGUUCAUUUCCUUAGAUCCCUGAUUUCCCAGUGUUGGUGGCCCACAAUCAAUGUUGAUUUCCCAGUGGCCCACUUACGGAGGACAUAGAUUUUUAACUCUUUAAGACAAAACUGGAUAUUUUAUGCAUAGUGUGGAAGAUAUACUAGGCCAGAACACUUUAUACCAGCUAAGGGACCUUUUCUUCUAUCUAUGCACAAGGCCAGGCCUGAAUAGAUUCUCUUACCCUAUGGAACAGGAAACAGGAGAGAGAAGAAAAAGAGGGAGAGGAGUGGAGAGAAGAGGAGAAGAAUAGGAGAUUUGGAAUUGUUUAUCUCCUCAUCAAAGGUAAGAGGAAGAGGAAGGAAAGAAGCUUUGCUACUGUGAGAAAAAAAAUCUGAAUAGUUUGGGGGGAAAUGUAAUAAAACAUUUUUCUUCUCUUCCUAUAUACCAGAGAGGCAAAGCAUAGUGACUUUUUCCUUAUGUAGUGGGAUGAGGGGGAGACCUUCUUCAUAGGAUUACAGGAUCAUGGAAGUAGAGCUAUGAGGCACCGUAAUGUUUUUAUCUUGUCCCACCUCCUCAUUUUAUAGAGCAGUUAAUGAUCACUGUGGAUAAAAUAUCCAAUCUGGAUUUAGGAAAACCUGUGUUCAAAUCCUACCGUGGAUACUUAUAAUGACUGUAUGAUACUGAUCAAGUCCCUUCAACUCUCUUGGCCUUCAGUUUCCUUAUCUACAGAAUGAGGAUAAUAAUGCCUACCUCACAGAGUGGGUGUGAGGAUCAAAUGAGAUAAAAAGCUCAUUGCAAAGCUGAAAGUGCUAUAAAAAUGGUAGCUAUCAUUACCACGAAAUGAGAAGUGUAUCGUUAGCAGAUGGGGAAACCGUGUUUCCUGCGCUGGUCAAAUAGUUUGCUCAGGAUUAUACAAUUAGUAAGAAUCUGUAGCAGGACUUGACCCAGGGCUCCCUGACUUUAAAUCCAGCACUCUACAGUCUUUAUCUUCUGACUCUGCCAGCCCUGGGUUUGUGUAACCGUAUUAUUUAUGGCAAGCUGAAUUCCAGGGAGAUACUCUGCUUGUGAGCUUUGCUCCCUGAUCUAAUGGUCACAUUUGCACACCUAGUUGAUCACUGAAUGGGUAUGUUUCAGUGUGCAUGUAUAUACAUUGAAUGCAUAUAUGUAAAAAGGGAUUCUGGCCAUUUUGACUGUGCAGUGUGAAAAUGUGACUUUUGAAAACUAGUAGAAGGCACAGUAUGGGGAAGCUAGGUAGCACUUGGAGUCAGGAAGAUUCAUCUUCCUGAGUUCAAAUCUGGCCUCAGACACUUACUAGCUAUGUGGCCCUGGGUAAGUCACUUAACCCUGUUCGCCUCAGUUUCCUCAUCUGUAAAAUGAGCUGGAAGAGGACAUGGUAAACCACUCCAGUAUCUUUGCCAAGAAAGCCCCAAAUGCGGUCAUGAAGAAUUGGACACAGCCUAACAACAAAGAGGCAUAGAAAAAGCUUCAUGACAUUGAGCAAGGAGCACAAGAUUCUAUUCAACCCAAAGGCCCUGAGUUCAAGGAUCAGCUCUGCCACUUACUAUUUUUCUAACACUGGCUUCAGGUUCCUCACCUGUAAAAUAAGAGUGGGGCAAAUUAAAUGGUCUUUGAGUCCCUAUUGACUACAGAUUCCAGGAUUUUAUACUAAUGCUCUGAAUCAAUGGUCCAAGGAUGACUCUCCUGAGCAGUCUAUCACGUUGUUGUUAUUUAUUUUCCAUUGAUUUUGUAAGUUAUAAUGUGUGGGUUUGUAGUUCCUCCUCAUUUUGUUCUUAUAUUGUUUGAGCUGUAGUUUAAUAAAAAGAGAAACCAUUUUCCAAAUCUGGUUUCAUUUCAAAUCCCAUCUUCAGGACAAGAAGACACUGAGGCACCUAAGGGAAGAGACAAGAAGAAGUGGCCAGGGUUAUUGACUCUGGACUUUCCCAAUCUCUAACCUACCCAAUGUCACCAUUCAUAUCAGAUUUCUCAGUGGUAUCCCUGAGAGGCUCCUAAGUCUCCCUGGCAGAGACCAGAAUGAUUGCUAUUCAAAUCCUUUUUCUUAAUAGUUUAUCUUGGUCCUAUGAUCUCUUCCAUGAGACAUCCCCCAUUCUUCCUGGCCAAAAGUGAUUCCCACCUUCACAAAUCCCUCCUCCCUCUCUAUUGAACUUUGCUUAUGCACUGAUCCCCACUCUGACUGAUGUUAGAGUCCUUGGUGUAUAUGUGUUUACUUCGCACUAGUGUGCAAACUCCUUGAAUGCAGAACUGGGGACUUUUUAUCUUUGCAGCUCAUCUAGUGCAAAGGAUGGUGCUCUCUACAUGUUAAGUGCUUGAUAAAUGUUUGUUGAAUUAAAACAAA